AUGACGCUCUCGCUGAUGCCCUUUCGACGCGCUCAGUGGCGAGCACCUCUCCUUGUGCUUGCACUAGCAAUAGGCUCUCUACUGGCUCUUGAGGCAGCUGCCCGUGAGCACGAUCUCCUGAAAGUCCAGCUCCACAAGCAGCAGCAACAGCCAAGCACUGAUCGAUCCCAUCGACUGGUACACCAACAAACUCGAGCUCGUCGACGGGCACUGGAAGCAGGAAACGGCACAGUAGAUGGAGAUUUUGGACUGGGUGCACUGGCUCUCAGUGAGUCGUCGCUGGGUGUGGGCUACGGCACCCACUAUGCUGAAGUUUACUUGGGUAUUCCAACGCAACGCGCGUCGUUGAUUGUUGAUACUGGAAGCCAUACCACGGCGUUGCCGUGCAGCGAGUGCGAUGGCUGUGGACAGCACACGGAUGUGCUCUUUAAUGUAUCGCAGUCGACAACCGCAAAGUAUUUAUCGUGCCACGAUGUCAAUUCUUGCUCUUCCUGUGAUCAUGAUCGCUGCUAUGUCUCGCAGACGUACUUUGAAGGCAGCAUGUGGCAAGCAGUUAUGGUCGAAGAGUUGGUAUGGGUGGGAGGGCCGUCAUCAUCCAUAGGUGACGAAAUGGAAGGAUUCCUCAAGACGUUUGGGUUCCGAUUUCCACUUGGGUGUCAGACCAAAGAGACUGGUCUCUUUAUCACGCAAAAGGAAAAUGGCAUCAUGGGCCUUGGGCGUCACGAUCAGACCGUCCUGUCGUAUAUGCUGAAGGCAGGUCGCGUGACACAUAACGUCUUUACUCUUUGCUUCGGUAGUGACGGAGGGGAGCUCGUGUUCGGUGGAGUGGAUUACAGCCACCACACAAGUACUGUGGAUUACACACCGCUACUUGACGCCAAGUCUACCUACUACCCAGUGCAUGUAAAGGAUAUUCUCAUGAACGGAGUGUCGUUGGGUAUUGACGUUGACACGAUCAACUCGGGCAGAGGCGUGCUAGUUGAUAGCGGAACAACCGACACUUUUUUUGACGGAAGAGGGAAUCGCAACUUUAUGAAAGCGUUCCAGAAUGCAGCAGGAGGUCGAGAGUAUAGUGACGAGCGCAUGCAAGUUUCGAACGAAGACUUGGCAGCCCUUCCUAUUAUAUCUGUUGUGCUAUCUGGGAUGAAAGGAGAUGGCACUGAUGAUGUCCAGCUCGAUGUUCCUGCGUCAAAGUAUCUUACUCUCUCCGAAGACGGCAAGUCGUACACUGGCAACUUUCAUUUCUCGGAGCGCAGUGGUGGAGUCUUGGGUUCGAGUGUCAUGGUUGGCUUGGACGUGAUCUUUGAUGGAGAAAACAACCGCAUUGGCUUUGCAGAGUCAAGUUGUGGAAGAAGCGAUACAGAUGCACACAUUGUGAACAGUACUGAUCGACCAAUAUCCAUAGCUGCAUCAUCGAUUGCUCCUGCCCAUCCAGCGAAUGCCUCCGAUAGCUCCAACAAUAGCUCAGAUACGAACACAACCGUAGCGGCGCUGUCCAAUACUGUUGACAAUGCCGACGUGUCUGUUGGUGACAUCGACACAACUGCAACAGCGCUGACUGACACUCUCAGUAAUGCCGGCAUAGUCACCAGUUCAUUCGCUGACGCAACGACUGGACAAGCAAGUCCCAAGGCUACUAUUUUUAUCGCGGGAGUUAUCGCCAUUUCGCUGGUGGGCGUGGGACUAGGUGUCAUGGUUUGGACGAGGUGGCGCAUGCGUUCAUGGUCUCGCAUUCCGAAGCGUGCGCACUUCGACAUUGCAGACAUCGACAGUAUGCCUUUAUCGUCUUUGCCAGGAAGGCCACUGUCUCCUCGAUCUCAAUCAGAUUCGAUUGCUUGGUCGCCGAAGUUCACGAUUGGAUCGAGUGGAGAGGAAGACAUGGAUGAGCUGUGUGGAGAGGAGAAAGACGAAGAAGAAGGUGCUGGUGUCUGA
Peronospora matthiolae is the source of this 1932-nucleotide messenger RNA. NCBI's taxonomy places the organism in Eukaryota, Oomycota, Peronosporomycetes, Peronosporales, Peronosporaceae. The record is from the annotation of a GenBank genome assembly.